AGACUGCGGAAUUAGAUUAAAAAAACGUAAUUUUAAUGCAAGUGAAUGAAAUGGCGCCAACCACCAUCGAAGAGAAUGCUUUUGCAUUAGGAAAGCGAGAUGUACCGGAUCAGUUUCAACUGGAUCCUGAGCGUCUCUGGAAGACGCAUUGGCUCACCGAUUAUGCCCAGGACAUAUUUGUGAACAUGAAGGAGGCAGAGAUGCGUCGUCGUCCCAUAUUAUUCAACUCCAUGCAGCUGGAGGAGCGCCCCAAAUUGUUGCAGCUUUGUAUAUUCGCAGCGCAAAAGUACAAACUGAAUCGCGCCUCAGUGCAUUUGGGUAUCUACUAUAUGGAUUGUAUGACCGACUACUACACGAUUAGUAGCGAAAAACUGCCAUUGCUGGCCCUCACAUGUCUUCACAUUGCGGCCCAGAUCGAAGACAACGAUGCGAGUGUGCCGCGCUACAGCGAACUGAACUGCCUGAUACCUGAUUCGUUGUACACCGUUUUCGAAUACAUUGUGUUGGAGCGCAAGGUGCUGGCCAGCCUGAAUUUUGAGCUAAUGCGUCCCACCACGGCCAGCUUUGUGGAGUUUUUUGCUUGCAGCUUCCUCACGCGCAACGACUUCGCCCACUACAAGGCCAUGCUGGAGAACAAUCCUAGCGAGCAGAACGAUCAAUCGCCAUUGCAAUACGAAAGCUUUGCAGUCAUGAUGUCGGCCUUGUCGCAGCUGCUGCUUCGCCUGGCAGACUGUACAUUGAGCAUUACAAGUUUUGCAAACGCGCGACCUUCUUUAUUGGCCGCCGCCUGCAUAGGAGCGGUGCGUCAUCUAAGCGGACUCAAGUGCUGGUCACAGUAUCUCUCCAAACUGACAUCUUAUCCGGAACACGAGGUUGAGCCAUUGGUGGGGGAGAUCACAAAGUACUAUAACUGGCAGCAGAACAGCUCCGUGGCGCCCAAUGCCCUGCCAACAUACGUAAACAUGGGCCCAUCUUCGGCAGAUACCAUUAAUCCCAAUUGCUCCACAACGGACUCUGGCAUUGGCGAUUCGAUGGUCAUAAUGAAGGAAUCGGUGACCGUGCAGCAUGAUAACAUUACUGUGCAGUUGCAGAAACCUGCUGUUCCAGGGUCCGAUCUAGCUGGAGUUGUUCAAGAAGAGCCGCAGGAACCAGCUGACUUUUCUCAGGAAGAGCUGCAGAUAGCAGCUGUCUUUUCUCAAGGAGAGCUGCAGGAACAAACUGCCUUUUCUCAGGGAGAGCUGCAGAUAACAGCUGUCUUUUCUCUAGCAGAGCUGCAGGAACAGACUGACUUACAAUACGAAGAGCAGCAGACACAGACAACCUUAGAGCUGAAUGAAUUAGCAUUAGACUCCAAGGAAAAAGCGAAGAAAUUAGAUAGAGAAGUGGUCAUAAAAGAACUGGAACGUGCUUUCAAGCGCAAGCGUAUAGAUUAUGACUGCCAAGAUGAGCCGCAAGCGAAGCGUCUUACCGACUGACCAAUUUCCAUAUUUUGAUUCGGUAAUCAGGUUUACCGAAGACCAAAACACUCACAAGCUCAAGCGCACUGAAGAUGAUUGCUAAGCAAAUAGGUUUAUAAUUUCAUAGAAGUACCAGAAACACUUACACACUAUUCUUUAAACACAUACCCCACGCGGAUGGGUAUACUUCAAAAUCAUGCUUUUUCUCAUGCGAUAUCCCCAUUCAAUUGUAUUGAACACUCCCAUAUCGUAAUGCAUACACGAUUGAAAAGUUCCAAGGACAGGAGCGCGACAUAAUGCUGAUUUCCACUGUGCGCUUCACUGGAGAGCCCUUAUAUCCCAUAAGCGCAUGAAUUUGGCCAUAGCUCUCGCCCGCUCAUAUACGGUAGUCCCGUCUCCAUCUUCUCAGCGUUGACGACAAUUGGCGUCAUCUCAUCAACCAUAGCUUUAUUUCCAAAUGGAAUACAAAUACAUAAAUAUUAGAACGAAGAA
Molecule: messenger RNA, 1949 nt
Organism: Drosophila persimilis
Lineage: Eukaryota; Metazoa; Arthropoda; Insecta; Diptera; Drosophilidae
Exons: 5
Coding region: 36-1475 (479 amino acids)
Biological process (GO): mitotic cell cycle phase transition; regulation of cyclin-dependent protein serine/threonine kinase activity
Cellular component (GO): centrosome; nucleus; cytoplasm
Molecular function (GO): cyclin-dependent protein serine/threonine kinase regulator activity
Source: RefSeq, a predicted model, not a curated record